AAAGAGUGGCGGAGAAGAAGGAGAAGCGUUCGUAGAGAGAGAGAGAGAGAGAGAGAGAGAGAGAGAGAAACAAAAAGACAAUACGAUUAUUAUAGAAACUCUCUUUCUCUUCAUCCUCUUAUUUCGCUUUCCUACAAAAUUAAACAAAAUGAAAAAUAACUCAGCAGUUUUGGGGGAAGAAGAGACAAACCCAAAAAAUUGAACGGGAAACACCCAAAAAAUUGGAAGAAGAAAACCCAUCUUCAGACCACAAAAAACGUUUUACUGAAUAUUGAAAAAUUCUGAAGGAGAGAAAGAGAGAACACACAAAGAUGUGGUUGGCGAAAAACAAUAGCGUGGGAGUCAAGGAAGGAGCAUCCACCGGAAUUGUAGCUGUUGCUAUAGACAAAGACAAAAGCAGCCAACACGCUCUUAAAUGGGCCGUUGAUCAUUUGUUGCAGAGAGGCCAAUCCGUUAUUCUCGUCCAUGUCAAGCUUCGACCUUCUCCUUUAAACGGCUCUUCUCUCCAUGCUUCCUCUGCAAAGCUGAGCCAAGAGUCCUCAUUGGUCUGCAGAGAUCCAGAAGGCGCUUCUAAGGAGAUAUUCCUUCCUUUCCGUUGCUUCUGCACGCGCAAAGAUAUUCAAUGCAAAGAUGUGUUGCUUGAAGAGACCGAUGUAGCGAAAGCAUUAGUCGAAUACGCAAACCAAGCCGCUGUAGAGAUUUUGGUGGUUGGUACAUCAAACAAAGGUGGCUUUCUCAGGUUCAACAAGCCAACAGAUAUUCCAGGGACCAUAUCGAAAACCGCUCCUGAUUUCUGCACCGUUUAUGUCAUAUCAAAAGGAAAGAUCUCAACAAUGAGAUCAGCUUCUCGUUCUGCACCAGCGACUGCUCCUCUACGCAGUCCGACUCAACCACCUAGCUUAAAGCCACCUCAACCUGUGCCUUCUACUUCCACUACCAUGCGAGUUGAUAGACGAUCUUUUGAGUCUCAACAACGCAGGUCUAUCGAAGAUCAACAACGAAGAUCCAUGGAGGAUCAGCAACGAAGAUCCAUGGAGGAUCAACAACGUAGGUCUAUGGAGGAUCAAUCAGAGUCCUUCAGAUCUCCUUUUACUAGAAGAGGCAAUGGGAGAUCAUACGGAGACCUAUCUGUUCCGGAAUCAGACAUAUCUUUUGUCAGUUCCGGUAGACCAAGCAUUGACCGUAUCUUCCCUAAUCUCUAUGACAACAAUAGUGAUCCAAACCGAACUCCUCCUAGGCUGUCGAAUAUCUCUGAUAUGGACUAUGCUCCUAGCUUUGAGUCCUCCAACUAUGGAAGAAGAUCGGUAGAUCUGAACUCACCUACUGAUAUUUCAUCAGGCUCGUUUGAGAGUGAAAGAUUCUCAUCCGCUUCAGCAAUGGAUGAUGUAGAGUCUGAGAUGAGGAGGCUUAAAUUAGAGCUGAAGCAGACAAUGGAAAUGUACAGUACAGCUUGCAAAGAAGCACUUACAGCAAAACAGAAGGCGACUGAGCUUCAGCGUUGGAAGCUAGAAGAAGAGAGAAAGCUAGAAGAGGCAAGACUUGCGGAGGAAGCAGCAUUGGCCAUUGCAGAGAAAGAGAAAGCAAAGUCUAAAGCAGCUAUAGAGGCGGCUGAAGCGGCUCAGAGGAUCGCUGAGCUCGAGUCUAAGAAGAGAGUCAACGCGGAGAUGAAAGCUCUUAAGGAGUCUGAAGAGAAAACAAAGGCACUCACCGCUUUAGCAAACUCAGAUGUAAGGUAUAGGAAGUACUCCAUUGAAGAGAUUGAGAGUGCAACAGAGUAUUUCGCUGAGAAGUACAAGAUCGGUGAAGGUGGUUAUGGACCGGUUUACAAAUGCUAUCUUGAUCACACACCAGUUGCUGUUAAAGUUCUUCGUCCUGAUGCAGCUCAAGGAAGAUCUCAGUUUCAACAAGAGGUUGAGGUAUUGAGCUGCAUUAGGCAUCCUAACAUGGUUCUACUUCUUGGAGCUUGUCCUGAGUGUGGAUGUUUAGUCUACGAGUUUAUGGCCAACGGAAGCUUAGAAGAUCGUCUCUUCAGAUUAGGAAACAGCCCUCCUCUCUCGUGGCAGAUGAGGUUUCGAAUCGCCGCAGAGAUCGGCACAGGGCUCUUGUUCUUGCACCAGGCUAAACCAGAGCCACUGGUUCACCGUGAUCUCAAACCGGGAAACAUCUUGCUAGACCGUAACUUCGUCAGCAAGAUAUCCGACGUUGGUUUAGCAAGACUGGUCCCUCCAUCGGUCGCAGACACCGUGACGCAGUACCGCAUGACCUCGACCGCUGGAACGUUCUGUUACAUCGACCCGGAGUAUCAACAAACAGGAAUGUUGGGUGUGAAAUCUGAUAUCUACUCGCUCGGAAUCAUGUUUCUGCAGUUGAUCACAGCAAAACCACCAAUGGGUCUCACUCAUUACGUCGAGAGAGCGCUCGAGAAAGGGACUUUGGCAGAUUUGCUCGACCCGGCUGUACCGGAUUGGCCAGCUGAAGAUACAGCAGAGUUUGCUAAGUUAGCUCUUAAAUGCUCAGAGCUAAGGAGAAAAGAUAGACCUGAUCUUGCUAAAGUUAUAUUGCCAGAGCUAAACAGAUUAAGAACACUUGCUGAUGAAUCAUCACAUUCUGUACUAGUACCAGGACCAUCUCCAAACAAAAGCCAAGCUUCUGUGAAACUGGAACAGAUGAGUGGUGCUUCUAUCUCCGUGCCUCAGUAAAAUCGGUAUACACAAAAGAUUGAGAUAUAACUUGGAGGUUACGGUUUUAACUUUAAGUAAACAAGAACCCUCAAAUAAAAAGUGAGGAAGCUUUUAAAAAUGGUUAUAUGUAAAUGAGAAACUGAAGAACUUUGCAUGAUCCUAGUAUAAGGAGAUGCAGUAGAGAGUCUUUCCCUUGUAGAGAAAGUGUUUUUAUAAAUUGUACAGCUCAUUCUUAUUAUUAACCAAAUCAAAUAUCAAAG
Messenger RNA from Thlaspi arvense, 2941 nucleotides. The record is from the annotation of a GenBank genome assembly. Lineage: Eukaryota; Viridiplantae; Streptophyta; Magnoliopsida; Brassicales; Brassicaceae.